CGAGAAACUGUCGGCAACGUUCAAGAUACCUUUAUUUUGUUCUAGUUGAAUGAAAAAACUCUUACCAAAGUGGCGCUUCAUUCAAAAUAUCUUUUUACGUCAAGAAUUGGCAAAUGAUUGACAGCUUCUUGUAUUAAGCGUCGAAAAUGUAGCAAACAACAUGAAAAAAGGUUGAAUGUUUUUGCAGUAACUGCAGUGGUAAGAGAUCACGCAUUGACUUCACAUACAAAAAGUACUGAAGUUUUGACUCGCCAAGUUUUUUCUUUGUAAAACACCAACGCCAGCUCCGUAAUUAGACAUUAUUGUCACUUAGCAGCCAUGAAAGUGGUGGAUUGUUGAUGUUUGCGUGUGGGAGUAUAAAGAAGUGAUUUAAUAUCGCCGAAAACUACCUACCUUUUUCAUUUCUUCAUCUUGAAUGGUAAGUGCUCUGAGUGCUUUUGUUGAAUUUGGUCGUUUUCUGUAGCCUUUCUCGCGAAGACCUCUUGCCUUUCCCUUCUGCCUGAACUUGACAAAUUCUUGCUUCGCUAUGCAAAUUUUGCUAUCAUUUUAUCUGUCUAGAGUUGCCUUCGUGCAGACGUCUCAUAUACCGUAAAUGAUCCCCGGCUUCCGGUCGAAAAAGACACCCUGUUAAAGACGCUAAAUAAUGAAAUUAUAUACCCUGUUUAAGACUCAAGACCCCGAAAACCAUACCCUGUUCAGCGGCACAUACCCGUAUAGGCAAAAUAAGGGAGUGCCUCCUCCCCUGGAGCAAAUAUACCGUAAAUGAUCCAGAUGCAGGGGGAGUUUAUAUUCAAUCUUAGGGGUCCAAGAAUGAGCGUUUAAUAGAUAGGAGGCGUUUAUUCUCAUACUACUGUGCAGUGGCGGAUACAGAGGAGGGGCCCGAGGGCCCCCCCCCCUCUUAUUUUUAGACUAAACUGAGGCCCGAAGGGCCAAAAAAAACUUUUUUUGAGACCAGACCCCCCGGUCUAUCAAAGGGGCUGGAUAACCAACCCCCUUCUUUCAAAGUCUGGAUCCCGCACUACUGUGACGCGCUGUACAAAACUAAUAUGAUUUCAGCGAAAAUACCAAGAGAAUUUACAAAUAGCACAAUAUAUAUUCUUCCAGUCAUUGAAAUGUAUAGGCCGUCAAGAGACCAUAUCGCUUUCAGUCAAAUGUCAACUGCUACAGUGUCAUCGUUAGCCUAUCCUUAUUUUAAAUAUGACUUUAAACAAGAUGCAAAGUCCAAACCCUCAAGAACGAAACAAAUAAUUUGCAUGAUAUUGCUCCUUGUUGUUAUUUCCUCUUAUUUUCAGUAAUUGUCAUGGGAGCGUCUAUUAGACGGUGGCGUUUUCUUAGAUCGCGGCGUCUUAUUAUAAGAAACUUAAUAAUUAACAUCUUAAGAAGUGGGGGCGUCAAUUCAAUUAUUUACGGGAACCCUCAGACUAUCCAGCUCAAUAUAUAGUUAGAGCCGUCACUUUGCAAAUUGCAAGCUCCUUGGCUUCGAAUUCACACACACUGUCGUUGUUAAUACUCUUUCUUUUGGCCAACGCCUCUCCAUCCAAGUCUUAGGAUUUUUUUUACUCUAAAUUGCUAUUGUUUGUUGUGAUCCGUUUUUGCUGUUAUACCAAUAUUACUCUGAAAUACUCCUACGUAUACUACCCUUUGGGGCACUACUAUUAACCAAUCAAGUCUCCUCGGCAGAUAACACUAAAUCUCAACGAUUGGCAUAAUUCUUCAUAUCAUACGAAAGCCAAAUUCCGUAAUUGUUUCAUUAUUCAUUCAAAAUAAUUUUUCCAACUUCAAAACACGCUUUCCUCGAUCGAAGUAAAGUCUGGAUCUCCGUAACUCAGCAAAUUUAGGAUAUAAAUGGUUUUUAAUUUUGACAAGCAGAUUUUCUUCAAAUAGAGGUUGUCAUCCGUCCAGGGCUAAAUGUAUUAAUCGCUGUUUUUGCUACAUUUCUAGGCAAUAGUUAGGCUAUUUCUUCUUUGCAAAACGUGUGAAAUUUUCCAACUUUUUCUGAAGCUCUACCAAGACAGCUGACCUAACUUUCUACCUUGCUCUCGUCUGUCCCUUUUUCUGUUGAUACUACACAAUUGAUGUCAAAUUGUAUUGCCCUGAAUAUCGGCAAAAUUCUUCCAAAUUUGCGUGUCAACGGUAGAUAACUGAAUUAUGAAGAAUCAACCUGGGGAUUUAAGCCAAUCAGAAACAGGGAAAUAUUUUGAAUGGAUAAUAAACAUCAUUUUCACUUCCCACUCGCUUAAAAUAAGACGGUUCCAAUUAUAAUGUCCUCUGUAUUCCGCCUUGCGAUUGCUCUUGAUUUUUUUCCAUUUUUACGGUGUCGUCUUUAGAUGUUAAACAAUAACAGCUUCCCAAGAUACCUGACAAAUAUAUCGAUACCGACUACGCCUCCCGCUUCAGCUGUAGCUUAUUCCUCUGAUUCCUACCUGCUGCCAGUAGCGUUUGGUUUUAUUGCUGCCCUGGCUUUUAUUGGCAACGGUCUUUUUUGCAUUCUUAUGCUGAAGAAUUAUCGGAUGCUCAGAUCUGCAUAUAACUUGCUGAUAUUCAGCCUGGCUGUGACAGACAUGAUAACAGGUAAACGUUUUUAGAAAUCAAAUCAGUCUUUUCCUAGUGUGAGUGAGAAACUAUUGUACACUAAGAUCUCCAUACAUGAAUGGCCAAUCAGGUUACACUUGGUGACGAGUGUGAAAGUAUAAAGCGUCUUUGAAGAGGUUUCCUACCUAUUUGAAGAGACCCACUGUACAUAAUACCGUAGUUGUAGCAUAGGAAAAAAUUCCUAUGCAAACACAAAUUAGGAUUAUAUGAACGACACACUAUUUUAUUGCCAUUAAAUAGACUUUCUUAAGGAAGUCUCUAGCUUUUAAACACAGUCUUUGCAAGUAGUAGGGACUGACGGAUUUUGAGACCAUCUUCGCAUUUAAUUUUUAUUUGCAAAAUCGCUCACCAACCACUCUUUUCAUCAAUAUCAGGUUAGGCUCGCUGUUUUUCUCAAUUUAAAAUAAUGAUUCCUUAAGACUGUAAGCUCUCCGGAAUUUUCCAACGUUAAACAUAGUUAAACAACUCAGCCAUAGUUUUCUCAUGUUUGUUUUCCCUCUUAGUGAGAAGUUCCCCGCAUUAGCCUCGCAUUCAUGUUCAAGACCUACUCGUCCCAAGACCGUCGGGAAUACGAAUAUUGUCUAUUAAUAUUUCUUUCCUAUUUUCAAGGAGUGAUUAUUGGUGUGACGCCAAACUACGUUGUCCCCCUAGGAUCCUACCAUGUUCCCGGCGGAUUACCUGGGGUAAUUUUCUGCAAAGUCAUUUGUUCCGGUUACUUCGUGUUUCUACUUGGUAAAGUUUCCUGUCUUACGGUCACGUGUCUUGCUCUGGAAAGAUGGUAUUCUGUGGUUAAGCCUGUCAAUUAUCGACUCAAGUUUAAAAGACGAAGAGUUUAUGUGUAUCUUGUAAUCAUAUGGAUAACCUGUCUCUUAUUGCAUUCAUUAAUACCGUUUCAAAUGACGCUUGAUGAAAAAAACCUGCGAUGUGUGUGGAUAACAUCCGAUUUCCCCAAAGAACUAACAGUAAUGACUCUCACCAUCGUGACAUUCUUUGUUCCAAAUGCAGUUACUUGGGUUACUUAUCUUCACAUUUCUUUUACGCUUAAGACGUCUACAGCAAUUAAUAAACAUAAUGCUCGUUUCACUCGCACACGGUUUAAGCUUCUGCGCAUGUGUAUUAUGGUAGCCCUGCUUUUAACGAUAUGCUGGUUUCCAAAUCAGCUUUAUUUUGCCUUGUCGUCUUAUGACAUUGUCAGACUGGAGUCGCCUUUCCAUCACUUCACUAUCGUCCUUGCUAUGUUCAACUCGUGCACCAAUCCCGUCAUUUAUUGCUCCACAAACCGGGAAUUUAGAAAAGGGUUUCUUAUGCUACUUUGCCCUUCCUUUAAUUCCUGCCGAUGGAAGGAACGAAGAGAGAUAAGUCUAGCACAGGAAAACAGAUUGAGAGUAGCAAGUGGAGAAUUUGAAAUGGAAAAAUUUGACGGUGGUGUGAUGUUGACUUUUCGUAAUUUGGUCAAUCAAGGGUACGAAGUCGACGACUGCAAGCAACAAGAAACCAGUGGUGUUUGCAGUGAGCUUAUUUGAAAAAUCGGUUAACUGGCUUUUCUCUUCACUUCAGUCUUUUCAGCUGUGGUCAGACUUGUUACACUUUCGCUAAGCUUCCGGCUGACGUAGACGAAGCGGACUGCGGUUUUACAGUCAGCGUUAGUUCAACAGGUGGUAAGUGCGCGUACUCGGGGAAAGUGGUCCCUAGCUUCAUUCCUGGCGAUAGGAACCCAUGGGCCCCUGCUGGCGAAAAAUGACUGAUUGGUCGAUACGCGACCACGUGACAUUUCCUUGAUUCAACAUGUCGGCAAAACCUUCAUCGUAUCUUGUUUAUAACUGCGGUUUAUGAGUUGCAUGCAGACUGCGUAUAUUUUUUGAAUGGCUUAAACUUUUUAUUAUCCUUUAUUAUAUAAUGAGCCGGACAUUUUGUUCCUGAAAAGAUAAAGCGAAAUGUCUGCAGCUGGUGUCUACUCCAACAGACUUUUAUCACUGAAACUCCAGCUUGAACUAAAGGAAGUUCAGCGUCUGCAUCAACAAUGUUUCCAUUAUGAACAGGCGCAAUUCAGUGAAUAACACUUAACAGCCGAUUAUGACCGAGUUAAUUUUCUCUACUUUUUUCUUUUUUUCGCUUCCCAUUCCCCUUUCUAGGUUUUUCGUUUUUACUUAACAUCCGUAAAAACCAGACUAAGUACUAUUUUAGUGACUAAAUUCACGCGGACUAUUUUAUUUUGCAUUUAGAGUAUUGUCAUGGUGUACAAUAUUUCAAGUUCAUCGUUAACAUCCGCCAAUUUAUGGAGUACGCAAAUGAGGUCAAGUGUCUUGCAUCAGAUAUAAAAGAUCUAAAUACAUGC
Messenger RNA from Porites lobata, 4927 nucleotides. NCBI's taxonomy places the organism in Eukaryota, Metazoa, Cnidaria, Anthozoa, Scleractinia, Poritidae. The record is from the annotation of a GenBank genome assembly.